Molecule: messenger RNA, 1994 nt
Organism: Pangasianodon hypophthalmus (striped catfish)
Lineage: Eukaryota; Metazoa; Chordata; Actinopteri; Siluriformes; Pangasiidae
Gene: cgasa
Product: cyclic GMP-AMP synthase a
Exons: 5
Coding region: 118-1734 (538 amino acids)
Biological process (GO): positive regulation of type I interferon production; positive regulation of defense response to virus by host; cellular response to exogenous dsRNA
Cellular component (GO): cytosol; nucleus; site of double-strand break
Molecular function (GO): double-stranded DNA binding; chromatin binding; 2',3'-cyclic GMP-AMP synthase activity
Source: RefSeq, a predicted model, not a curated record
GCACACUGAUACUCGAGCCUAAGCCACAUUUAGCCUCCCCUGACGUCAAGGUGCUUUAUAAGCACCAUUUCCGGGUGACUCCGGUCUUUUACGCACUGCUAUAGCCACCAGCGCGCGAUGAGCGGCAGAGGAAGACCGCGCAAAGUCCGGGCCAACAGUCCAUGCGCAUCUGUAGCUAAAAGUCCAGCGGCUACACGGAAGAAGAGCUCUGCUAGGAAUGAGGAGCAGGUAGAGAAUAAGAGAUCCACGGACGCCAAAGCGAGCUGCCCUUCAAAGCUCCGUCCGAAGAAAUCUUCAAGGGAUGCUAACUUUACUGAAGAGCCACAAACAAGCAAACCAACCAAAAGUGGCGAGAAGACAGCGCGGAAAGACAACAGUAUCGAGGAGAAUCAGAGCAAAGAUCUCCAGAGUGCUCCUGGAAAGCUAAAGAAAAGCCAGAGCACGGAGUCAGCCAAAACAACAGGCGCAAAAGCGAGCUCCCCUGCAAAGCUCCAGGAAAGUCAAGAAUGCCGUCCGAGGACAUCUCCAAGCGCUACUAACUCUACCCAGGAGACACAAGCGCCCAAAACAGCAAGAAGCGGCGAAAAGAAUACAGCCACCAUCUGCUCAGCGAGAAGAGGCAGCAGUAUCGAUGAGAAUCCGAGUAAAGUACUCCAGACUGCACUUGAAAAAUUAAAAGUAAAGAAAAAACAGAGAUCGGAGUCAGCCAAAUGCGUGAACGAGAUACAGAAUAAAAUAACCGAGUAUCUGAAACGACACCUGGACUGGUGCAAAGACAUCAGCGUUCUGAAGACAGGAAGCUACUAUGAAAACGUUAAAAUCUGCGAGGCUGACGAGUUUGAUGUCAUGCUGACUGUUCGUGUGGAGAGGGUGAAACUCCUGCCUUUCUCAGAAGACGGGGCUUUCUAUUCUGUAGAAAUGAAACGGCACACUCCGAGACAUCCUUUAGACAAGUUUGUCAAUGAGGAAAAAACCAUCAAGGCCAGUGAAAUGCUCAAAGCAUUCCGCGAGAAAGUAAAGGAAGCUGUGGCAACACUACCAUAUGAAGUUAAGCUGGAGAGGAAGAAGAUGGGCUGUCCAGCUGUAACUCUGCUCGUGAAUGAGAAUGACAAGCACAUUUCUAUAGAUUUUGUCCUUGGUCUGGAAGUCCACUCAAGCUGGCCCGAUUUCACUCAGGAUGGCUUCAAUAUAGAAAAAUGGCUCAGCAAGAAAGUGAGGAUGGAGCAAAGACAGAAACCAUUUUAUUUGGUGCCUAAAUACGAGGGAAGAGGCAACGCAGAACAGGAUGGAGUUAUGGCCAAGGACGCUUGGCGAAUUUCGUUCUCACAUGUGGAGAAGAACAUCCUGAAAAACCACGGCAACAGUAAGACCUGUUGUGAGGGAGGACAGAAAUGCUGCAGAAAGCAGUGUCUGAAACUUCUGAAAUACCUCCUGCAACGGCUGAAGGAGGAGCAGCCGGAGGAGGCGGACAAGCUCUGCUCGUACCAUGCUAAGACGACACUGCUUCAUGCCUGUGCUGCCAGAGUGAACGACAGUGAGUGGGCAGGCAGCGAGCUCAGCCACUGCUUCCAGCAACUUCUCAGGGACUUUGAGCAAAACCUGAGGGCCUGUAAACUUCCCAACUUCUUCAUCCCUUCCCAAAAUCUGUUCAGUGGCAUUGGUAAGAAAAAAAGUAACAUCCUAGCAGACUACAUUGAAAACCAACGCGAAAAUGGUUUUCCUCUACUGUGUUAAAUCAACAGGCUCUGAGAAUCAGGAAACCAAACUUCUCUGUGCAGUAGGCAGUAGUUAUGUUAUAUCUUUUUUUCUAAAUUAAAUUAAAUAUAUAAAUGAAGUUUCACGUCCAUGUCGCUCUACUGUCUUUUGUUUUAUCUUGUCUAUUGUCCUGUCUGUUAUGUCCUACACCCACUAUUCACCCAUACUAACCUUUAAAUACGAAGUACAACUCAUCUACAAUUAUGAAUAAACUAAAAUAAAGUCUCAAGAGGGGCUAU